Tribolium madens (black flour beetle) is the source of this 1531-nucleotide messenger RNA. RefSeq names its product lipase member K-like. Gene Ontology annotation, molecular function: hydrolase activity, acting on ester bonds. The transcript has 7 exons. NCBI's taxonomy places the organism in Eukaryota, Metazoa, Arthropoda, Insecta, Coleoptera, Tenebrionidae. Bases 216 to 1460 code for a protein of 414 amino acids. Gene Ontology annotation, biological process: lipid metabolic process. The record is from RefSeq and is a predicted model, not a curated record.
UUUUCGUUGGCCCUAAAACUUGAGACACCCUGUACAUAUAAGAGUAUAACUCAUUUAUUUAUAAUUUUAUUCAAGGUUAAAAAUAAAACAAAAAAUCUUUCUCUUAUUAACAUUCACUCAUUGCUAAUUGAAGUGAACAAUUUAAAUCACAAUAUUAAAUAAUGCCUGACUGUAGUGGUCAUAGUUCCUGAUGCGUUUCCUCAAAGUAGUUUAUAAUGUUACUAAACCUUAUACUAAGUGUAGUGAGUUUUUUUAUUCAAGAAACAGUAUCAAAGUAUCUUCCUAACAAUUCCUGUAAAAAUUAUAUCGACUAUUAUUUUAUCAACACUAGCAAAAACUGUUAUUACAAUUCUGAAUUUUUUGAACAAACUGCUAAAAUAAUCGAAAAACAUAUCGGUUUUAGUGAAACAUAUAACGUAACUACUGAGGAUGGUUACAUUUUAACAUUAUUUCGUAUUCCAAGACAGCGUCCAAAAGGUGUAGCAAUUCUUCAACAUCCCGUUACCACGGAUUCAAUUGUAUGGGUUGGUCAAAGUAAUGAAUCACUAGCAUUUUUGCUGUGGAGUUUUGGCUAUGAUAUUUGGCUACCCAACCAUCGUGGAACUUACUUCUCACGAAAGCACGUAAAUUUAACCACUUCAGAUGCAAAAUUUUGGGAUUUUAGCUUUCAUGAAAUUGGCCUCUUUGACUAUAAAACGAUAAUAGAUUUUGUUAAAAUGAAAACCGGUAGUAAAAUUGUUUUUAUAUCUCAUUCAAUGUCAACGACUGCAUCACUCAUUUACUCUUCGUUGAGACCUAAAGAAGCUAAAGACUCUGUUAAAGUUUUUAUAAGUAUGAGUCCAGUAUGUUAUUUAAAACAUGUGAGAUCUCCUGUGAAGUACCUUGCAUACUUUACUCCAUACUUGAAGAUGAUUAAUACACUAUUGCAUAUUACACAUCUUUACGAAUACGAUUCACCACUGAUGCAAACUCUAAGGCUGUUAAUGUUAGAACUUCCCUUUAAAUAUCUUGCAACUGUGAUGAUCUCUCUUUUUCAAGGAUGGACUCCUCAGGAAUUUGACCCGGCAUUUAUAAAUCUUUCAAUCUCUCAUCAUCCAAGAAGUUACUCUUGGAAAAUUUUCUACCACUAUGUGCAACAAUACCUGUCUGGAGGACGCUUUCAAAUGUACGAUUAUGGACCUAAUAUUAAUAAAAAAAUAUAUGGUAGUUUAAUCCCACCUGAAUAUCCAAUUGAGAAAAUAAUUACUCCUACUUAUUUAAUUUACAGUAAACAUGAUUCUAUUGCCACAUCAGAGGACUCCGAAUUGUUAUAUGAUAAAUUAAACGAAAAAGCAAAAGUCUAUGGCAAACUGGAAAUAAAAAACAUAAAUCAUGUAGACUUUCAUUAUGGGAAACAUAGGAAAGAAAAGGUGUUCCAUGAAAUUAUAAAACUUUUAAAACUCAUUGAACAUAAUUUUUAAUCAUUAUAAUUUUGGCAAAGUGUAAAAUUGUGUUCCGAUUGUUCCCUGAAGAAAUAAAAGUUACAAUACGA